Messenger RNA from Ustilago hordei, 2334 nucleotides. RefSeq lists its product as uncharacterized. The coding region runs from base 1 to 2334 and encodes 777 amino acids. The transcript has a single exon. NCBI's taxonomy places the organism in Eukaryota, Fungi, Basidiomycota, Ustilaginomycetes, Ustilaginales, Ustilaginaceae. The record is from RefSeq and is a predicted model, not a curated record. Gene Ontology annotation, molecular function: cysteine-type deubiquitinase activity; zinc ion binding. Gene Ontology annotation, biological process: protein deubiquitination.
AUGCCAUCAUCCACCAUCACAUCACUGACCAAGGUCGCCAGCUGGAACUCAUCCCAGCGCUCCAACGGUGGCUCUGUCUCCCCCACAAAACCAUCCUCGGCUGCUGCUUCGCGUGCUGGCACGCCCAUCUCGAUCAAACCUACCAUAAGCACGGCCCUGCCUGUCCGCCAGAUUCCACCAGGAUGCUCGCACGUCGCUUCUUUUCUCCAUCUCGGCGCACCAUCCUCUUCCUCCUCCUCAACAUCGAAACCAGCCCCUUCAAUCCCUAAGAUCAAAUCAGAAGAAGGCGAUGAAACGAAAACCACCGGCUUCGACACUCUCCCCGCCAUCACCCGUUCCUACCUCAAACGCUACAUCGCUGGUCUCCGCUGGGGAGCACAAAUUCGCACAGGAUACGUCAAAAUGAUGGACGAAGAAGAAAAAGUAGCCGAACAACAACGAUACAACGACGAAGCAGCGAAAGCCGCCAAGCAGGGAAAACAGGUCAAAAAGCGUCGAAAGCUUGACUAUCCACAGUGUCACACCUGUCAAGUGGAUAUGCUGCGACCAUUUAUCUGCCUUGAAUGCGCAUACACGGCGUGUUUCUCUCCCCCUAUCGCCGAUGAUCCGACCGCAGUAACACGGACACUGAAGGAUAGUCACAUGAUACAGCAUCUCCGCAGUAAGAAACACAUGCUAGCGAUUGAUCUGCUUUAUGGCCACGUCUACUGCGCUGAGUGUAAAGACUUUAUCCACGAUGCGCUCUUCGAAUCGGUUCAGCGUCAUGAGACUUGCAGAGUCAAUCAGAACGUCGUUGGACAGCAAUUUGGACCGUCCAAAACCACCAUCGAGGCUCUGUUUCCCCCAGCCCUGGAUGCAACGACGGUGAUGAGCAAGUUCUACGAGACCGACACGACCAGCGUCACUUGCCGCGUCCCUCGCGGUCUACGAAACAUGGGUGCCACGUGCUUUAUGAAUGUUAUCAUUCAAGCGUUCUUGCACAAUCCGCUAUUAAGAAACUAUUUCUUAUCAGAUCGGCAUAACCCGGCGUUGUGCCAGGGGGGAAAGGUCUGUUUGGCUUGUGAGAUGGACAAGAUUUUUAGCGAGUUUUAUUCUUCUGAUCCUGGUGCGAUUGCGGCUGGCGCCGAUGGAUCAGUAGCGGCGGGGACUCAGGCGGGUAACCCUCCUGGUGCGGUAGUCGGUGAGAACGGCUCGACACAACAAACGGUAGCGAAAGGUCCACACGGCCCAACAUCGUUCCUCUACUGUCUAUGGAUAGACCAGGCAAGCAGCGAGCUUGGUCAAGCGGGGCAACACGAUGCGCACGAACUGUUUAUCUCUGCUCUCAACUCUAUCCAUACCGCGCUCACCAGUCGAGCACUCGAAAGAUCGUCGCUCCCGACUUUUGGGUACGAGCAUUCGGAUGCCCUCAAUUUGCUGUAUGAUCAUUAUGAAGGCGGUGGAGGAUCGGGGAAUCAGUCGGAAGAUGAAGGGAUGGGUGGUGGAGGGGGUACGCCUAUGGGUCUUGGAAAUGGUGGUAGUGGCGGUGUAGCGGGAUGUCCUUGUGUUGUCCAUCGUACUUUUGCUGGGCAAUUGCAGUCCGAUGUUACGUGUCAGAGAUGUGGAAAGGUGAAUACCACAAGAGAUCCAAUGCUGGAUGUUAGUUUGGACGUUCGACCUGAAUCUCUUCGCCGAAAGGAUUCUUCUUUGACCAAUGGCGGGUUGACUUCAAAGGCGAAAGUUCCCAACGGCAAAAUUUCCGAUUCCAUAGGUAGCAGCAAUGGAGUGAAUGGGGAAGGGGAAGAGGAACAACAUCUCACCAUCUGUCUCCAACGCUACUGUUCAGAAGAAAAACUAGGGAACAACGACUACACAUGCACAAGCUGUGGCUCUGCUGCAACCGCCACCAAGCAACUCUCUCUCUACCGUCUACCCCCCGUACUCUGCAUCCAACUGAAACGAUUCGAACAUACCUCUUCAGCUGCUAAGAUUGACACCAAAGUGCGCUUCCCUCUUGUUUUGGACCUACGGCAAUUCUCGACUGCGGAAAUACGCCAAGCUACCAAUCCCCCAGUACAAACGAGCAAUGGCAGCAGUAAUAGUGGGUUGGCGGCGAUCCCAGACCCAGAUGCAUAUCUUUAUGAUCUGUUCACGGUGGUCGUACACGAAGGAUCGAUGAAUACGGGUCAUUAUACGAAUUUCAGCAAGUGGAGAGGCAGCUGGUACAAAUUUGACGAUGAUAAGGUGACACCGACGACGGAAGGGGUUGUGCUUGGGGCAAGGGCGUAUCAACUGUGUUAUAGGAGGAGGGUGUUGAAAAAUGUUGUUAGUUCGAGGUCGCAGUCUCACACCUAG